AUGGCAGCUACUAUGAAGGAAGCUGCAGAAGAUGUCAACAUUACUUUUGAAGAUCAACAAAAGAUAAACAAAUUUGCAUGGAAUGUGAGCAGAAUCACAGAGGUAAAGGGAGAAAUAAGUAAAAAACAGCUCCAAAAUUUAGAAGAUACAUGUGAUGACAUCAUGCUUGCAGAUGACUGCUUAAUGAGAUUCUAUCAAAUUGCAGGUGUUUUCAUUAGCCAUUCUCAAGAAGCCCACGAAAUGUUAGAAGACACAAAGGAAAGCUUGCAAGAAGACAUUAACACCUUAGACUCCAGAGUGAAGUCAAUUCAGCAGGUGUUAGCAGAUGUGAAAGUUGAGUUAUAUGUGAAAUUUGGCAGCAACGUAAACCUGGAAGCUGAUGAAAGUUAA
Molecule: messenger RNA, 390 nt
Organism: Perognathus longimembris pacificus (Pacific pocket mouse)
Lineage: Eukaryota; Metazoa; Chordata; Mammalia; Rodentia; Heteromyidae
Product: prefoldin subunit 4-like
Exons: 1
Coding region: 1-390 (129 amino acids)
Biological process (GO): protein folding
Cellular component (GO): cytoplasm; prefoldin complex
Source: RefSeq, a predicted model, not a curated record